AUGGCCACUCCAGGGGGUUGCGUGUCAUACCUAAGAAAUCAGACUCGGGAAGCACCGAACUCCCUCAAUCUGAAAGGUCCCCUCUGUGCCCAGCAACAGGAACGUUCAUCAGAUUGUAAAACUUCUGAUAAGAAAGAGGCUACAUCAAAGCAAGAAAUUACUAAAGCAAGAAAGUUACAUAGAACAAUAUGGGAAGAAUUCCUAAGUGAAGCUUCCCAGGGAUUGAAGUUUACAGAAGUCUCUGAAAUGCAGGACAGUUUAGAAAGGCAGAGAGAGGUCCUUCGUAGAACUAUCAUUUACAAGAUGACUCCUGGAGGAAAAAUAAGCCACGAACGUAAAGACUAUAAAAGAAGCUUCUGUCUGAGCUCAAACGUUGAACUUCAGGAAAGUCACAAAGGAGAGAGACCUCAUAAAUGUGAAGCAUGUGGCAAAAGUUUCAAAUAUCAGUCAGAUAUUAUUAAGCACUUGAGAAUUCACACUGGAGAGAAGCCUUAUGAAUGUAAGGAAUGUGGAAAAUUCUUUAGCCAGAGCUCAGAUGUUACCAAACAUCAGCGAAUUCAUACUGGAGAAAAACCCUAUGAAUGUAAUGAUUGUGGGAAAACUUUCAUUCAUAGCUCACAUGUUAUUAGACAUCAAAGAAUUCUUAAUGGAGAGAAGCCUUAUCAAUGCAGUGAGUGUGGAAAAACUUUUAGCCAGAGCUCAAACCUUAUUCGACAUCAGAGAAUUCAUACUGGAGAAAAGCCCUAUGAAUGUAAUCAUUGUGGUAGAUCUUUCAAUCAGUUUUCAUUACUUAUUGAACAUGCAAGUAUUCAUACUGGAGAGAAACCAUAUCAAUGUAAGGAAUGUGGAAAAACAUUUAGUCACAGCUCAGAUGUUAUUAAACAUCAGAGAAUUCAUACUGGAGAGAAGCCCUAUAUAUAUCAUGAGUGUGGAAAAACCUUCAGUUGCAUUGUUCAACAUCAGAGAACUCACUCUGGAGAAAAGCCUUAUAAAUGCAGCGAAUGUGGAAAAGCUUUUAUUCGGAGCACACAGCUUAUCAAGCACCAGAGAACUCAUAGUAAAGAGCACAUUCCAAAGAACAAACCAAUUAAUGUAAUGAAAAAAGAAAAAGGAGACUCUGGGAGAGCAGAGAAUCCAGUUUAA
Molecule: messenger RNA, 1143 nt
Organism: Trichosurus vulpecula (common brushtail)
Lineage: Eukaryota; Metazoa; Chordata; Mammalia; Diprotodontia; Phalangeridae
Product: zinc finger protein 239-like
Exons: 5
Coding region: 1-1143 (380 amino acids)
Biological process (GO): regulation of transcription by RNA polymerase II
Molecular function (GO): RNA polymerase II cis-regulatory region sequence-specific DNA binding; DNA-binding transcription factor activity, RNA polymerase II-specific
Source: RefSeq, a predicted model, not a curated record